GAGAGCCGCGGCUUCAGGGAAGACGCCCCAGGACACCCAGGCAGGUGAAGAGGAAGUCACUGCCUUUUUCCCCCUCUUUCCUGCUCCAUCUCCCAGCCCAGCAUGGCCCCCAGCUGCAGGACAGCCCCACUGCCGUCCUGCCGGGUACGCAUAGGGAUCUCCUUCCCCUUCCCUCUGGCACGACGACAAAUCCCAUCCACUCCUUGUCCUUCCUGCCCCAGACAAGGAGCUGAACAUGGAGAUCAGGGAGGACAAAUCCCCAUGGCAGAUCCUUGUGGAAGAGGCCGUUUUGAGUGGCUCCACGGAACAGGAAUCCAACGGGGAGGAAAAGCUCUGGCGAUCCCGCAAGAGGAGGGGCUGCAAACUCAGAUCACAAGGAUCUGAGGAGGAAAGACCCACCCUGUGCCGGGAAGGCAGUCAAAGAUCGAGCCUGAGCUCAGGUCAUGUGGUCCAUGGUGGGGAGAAGCCUCACAAGUGCUUGGAUUGUGGGAAGAGCUUCAGCCAGAGCUCUGACCUGAUCAGCCACCAGAGGAUCCACACUGGGGAGCGACCCUAUGAGUGUGGGGAGUGUGGGAAGAGCUUCAGAGUCAGCUCACACCUGAUCUGUCACCAGAGGAUCCACAGUGGGGAGAGGCCCUACGAGUGUGAUAAAUGCAGGAAGAGGUUUCAGACCAGCUCCAAUCUCUUGAAGCAUCAGCAGAUCCACACUGAGGAGAGGCCCUUCCAGUGUCCCGACUGUGGGAAGCGCUUCAACCGCAACUGCACCCUCAUUAGGCACCGGCGCAUCCACACUGGGGAGAGGCCCUACGAGUGUGAGGAAUGUGGGAUGAGCUUCAGCCGGAGCUCCCACUUGAUCCGCCACCAGAGGACCCACACUGGAGAACGGCCCUAUGAGUGUGGGGUUUGUGGGAAGAGCUUCAGCCAGAGCCCCAACCUGAUCCAGCACCAGAACAUCCACAGUGGGGAAAGGCCGUACAAGUGUGGGGAAUGUGGGAAGAGCUUCAGGCAGCGUUCCCGCCUGAUCAUCCAUCAAAAGAUCCAUACUGGGGUGAGACCCUACGAGUGUAGGCAGUGUGGCAGGAGGUUUCUGAGCAGCUCCCGUCUCCUUGAACAUCAGCAGACACACACAGAGGAGAGGUCCUAUGAGUGUCCAGAGUGUGAGAAGAGGUUUCCCACUAGCUCCAGUCUCCUCCUGCACCAGCGGAUUCACAGAGAGGAGAGGCCCUUCCGCUGCCCUGACUGCGGGAAGGGCUUCAUGCACAACUACCGACUUACCACCCACCAGCGCAUCCACACUGGGGAGAGGCUCUAUGAGUGUUCUGAGUGUGGGAAGAGCUUCUCUAGGAGCUCUCACUUGACCCGACACCAACAGAGGCACCGAAAAAGUGGAGUAAGUGAACCAUCAUAAGAACAGAUUGAAACCACUAAGAACAAUGGCCAGCACCUGGACUUGGUAUCAAUCAUGAAGCAGAGGACCUUGGAUCGUGCCAGAAGGUCACAGAGACCUGAUGAAGACUCUCCUGACUUCAUCCUCUGAGACCACUGACCCAAUUAAAGACCACCAACCCAAUUCAAGAGAAGAAUUGCGCAGGCACAAAGGACUAAUAGCAUCAUUUUAAUACAGAGCGGGGGAAUGGGAGGUGCUGGGUGGGUUAUGCAUAUGUAUUGUAUGUAAGAUCUUGGAAAAUAAAUAGAGAGCAAUGAGCCUUGUUUGGGGCGGCCACGCCUUUCGGAGAUGACUCCCGUGCCGCCUGGUGGUGAAUAAAUAUACCACUUUCUAACUUUAAUUAGUUAGAGGGUCUUUGUCUGUGACUAUAUCGGUUUUCAAUGACUCAGUUGGCAAGCCAGGCAGGAGAAGGUUUUGCUUGGCUGUGAGACCAGCUCGGGUGGAGGACCCCCUUGGGGCACCCCCAGGAUAUUCCUGGAAGAGUGGGCUCCACUGCCCGUCCUGUUCAUCCAGCAGCAGACAAGAACUCCUGACUACUAAAACUCCGGACAAAAAGGUAUGUUUAGGAAAAUUGAAACAGUUUGAACAGUGACCUGUAAGGUGUAUGCAUGGUCAGGAAAGGCUGUUGUAAGUUGUGGGAGACGUCCCACAAACAACUUGUGCCUCUGUAGUGUGCUGGCAAGCUUGAUUGAUAUCUGGGCAGUUGCACUUGGUUGCCAGCAGAGAAAGCUGUUAAGAUGUUGUACUGGGCCAUGGAGGGCUCAGGUUGGUGUUGCUGGCAGAAGGAGAUUUUGCCAUUUGUUGUGCCGUACAGGGCUCACCUGCUAGAAUCCAGGGCUAGCAAUUGUAAGGGCAAAUCCUGGUUUGUGGUUGUUAAAGGGGAUUUCGCCAUUUGCUGUGCUGUAAAGGGCUCUGUUUGCUAGCAAUCUGGGGGCUAGCAAUUGUAAGGGCAAAUCCUGAUUUGUGGUUGUUACACUGUGUGAAUGUGUCCUGACUGAGAAUGAUUGAGAGAGAGUUUGUUGAGACGUGCUACCAGGACGAAGUGAUUGAGGAGUUUGGACCUGUGGUUCCGUUUUCGGGCGACUGAAAUGGCCGGAGAAAAAAGAAGUGAGUGAGGUGUAUGAAAACCCUUAAAGCCCCCUCCCCACUGUGACUGUGGUGUGUGUGUUUUGGUUACCGGGAUGGUAUUCACUGUAACUGUAUUUUUGAGGAAACAUCCAUCUUGUGUUAAAAGCUGUAAGUGCAGCACAUGCUGAGUGAAAGAGUUGAUUAGCCUCUGAGAGCUGAGGUGUGAAUGCUUUUGAAGUAGAUUGAGGACAGACAGAGGACAGGACCAGUUUGGCAAGGAGAAAUAGAAGCCCUUGACAAGAGCUUGGUUGUGAUUUUAGGUACGGAGGUUGUGUCUGUAGGUUAUUGGAAUUAAAAUAAGGGUAACUUAAGUCUGAGAACUCAAUCUGGCCAGACGAAUAAAAGGAAUUCCUUUACCUCAGUGGUUUGGGCUUGACUCGUAGGAGUUUGUGAAUUCAGUAAACUGGUGGAUAGACAGAGAAAAUUUAAAAAUAUAUUUAGAAGUUCUGUAUCUCAUGUCUGCUGGAAGACUAGUGGAUCUGGAUUGGGAGCAAUGGGCUGUAGAGAAUUUAGAAAGUCAAGAAGGAGUGAAUGGAAUAGCUUGUAUUUUUGGGAAUUUUCCUGCAGCUUUUGGUGCAUCUAGAGGUUGUCACUGUGCCUGGGUGCUUUUGCAGUGUAAAAUUUGUGCGGGACGUUACUAUUGUUCUUCUGCUAACUGGUACAGAGAAUGUGCCCAGUGUAAACAACAGCUUCUUGAUCAAGCUGAUUUAGAGCCAAAUAUUUUAACACAUUUAGUAAAGCAAUUUUUAUUUUCAACUCCAACUCCAGCUUUAAACCAAAGCAAUUUCUAUUUCAACUCUGUCUCCAGCUCUAAGCACAGCUGAAGUUCAGCUUCACCUUCUAUUUUAUCCCCUACUCUGACUACUCCACUUACUCCUAAAUCUCUCCUACUGCCCAGCAGUGACAGUGAGGAAGAGGAGCCCUCUCCAAAGGUUCCUACAGCAUCCCAGACUCAGAAACAAACCACAGAAGAGGACAUCGAAAAGGGAAGGCCGUGGUUGCUCAUGUUAAGGAAAACUGAGGUGAACCGGAGGAUCUUACCCUAGGAGACCCUCUGGUUGUAAUACACUAGGGAAAAAAGAAAGAGAAAUGAAGUUUUUGAUAAACACAGGGGGCAACAUAUUCAGUGUUAAAUAAAGCUUUAAUACCAAUAACAGAUGAUUAUGUUAUGGUAAAAGGGGUAACUGGCCAAUCUGAAAAGGCUUAUUUUUGUAGGCCAUUGAAUUAUAAACUUGGGAAACAAUGGGGAAUUCACAGGUUUUUAUAUAUGCCCAAUGCUCCAUCAGCACUUUUGGGUAGGGAUCUAUUGGAACUAUUAGAGGCAAAAAGAAGACUAUUUAAAAAUUGAGAGAUUACUUUGGAGGUUAAGGACCAACAAUAUGUGGAAUUGUUAAGCUUGAUGUAGAUAACUAAUGAGGCUAAAGUUAAAAGUGAAGGUGAGAUUUACAAGAAAAUAAUGGAUCAAGUAUUUCCUGGGGUUUGAGCUUUUAACAUACCAGGAGAGCAAAGAAUGCACCCCCAGUGCAAGUUAAGUUUAAAGAAAGAAAGCAACUAGUUAGAGUUAAGCAAUACCCCUUGAAAAAAUAAAAGUUAAGGGAUUAGCCCAGUGACUGAAAUUUUUUUACCUGUUAAAAAGCCUGAUGGAUCAUAUCAAAUAGUAUAAGAUUUAAGAGCUGUUUAUAGGAUAACUAAGGAUUUAUACCCAGUGGUUGCCAACCCCUACACUUUGUUAACUUGUUUAACACCUGAACUAACAUGGUUUAUUGUUUCAGAUUUAAAGGAUGCUUUCUUUUGCCUUCCUCUACAUGAAGCCAGCCAGAAAAUUUUUGCAUUUGAAUAAAAAACUCAGCUCACGUGGACAGUGCUUCUGCAGGAGUUCAAAAAAUUUGUCCACUUUGUUUGGAGAACAACUAGCAAAAGAUCUGGAAUCCUGGGAGUUCCAUCAGGAGAAGGACAGAACAGCUGGUUACAGUAUGUGGAUGACCUCCUGAUAGCUACCAAAACUCAAGAGGCAUGUCUGGAGUGGAUGGUAAGCCUCCUAAACUUUUCGGGCCUACAGGGGUAUCACAUAUCUCAGAAGAAAGCCCAGAUGGUGAAACAAACAGUUAUUUAUUUGGGCUACGAGGUUGGUACUGGACAAAGAGCCUUCAGAGAGGAUCCCAAGGGAGCAAUAUGCCAGACCCCAAAACCCCAGACAGUAAAAGAACUGAGAACUUUUUUAGGCAUGACAGGGUGGUGCAGACUGAGGAUUUAUAACUAUGGGUUGCUUGUAAAACCUCUGUAUGCCCUCAUCACAGAAGGGAGCAGAGAUCUUCAGUGGACAAAAGAAGCAACCUGAGCCUUCGACCAGCUAAAGAAGGCCCUUAUGUCAGCUCCAGCCCUGGGACUUCCAAACGUGAGUAAACCAUUCUUUUUGUUUUCAUACGAGAAGCAGGGGAUUGCCUUGGGAAUACCAGCACAAAACCUGGGCCUGUAUCACAGGGCAGUCACCUAAGCAGCUGCAUGCAGCAGCUAAGGAACGGCCAGGGUGCCUCAGAGCCAUUGCAGCAGUGGCAGUGAACAUCCAAGAAGCACGCAAGUUCACCCUAGGCCAGAAGAUGACUGUGCUAGUAUCUCAUACGAUAUCUGCAGUCCUUGAGGCAAAAGGGGGGCAUUGGCUCUCCCUACAGAGGUUCCUGAAGUACCAAGCCAUACUGGUAGAACAAGAUGAUGUUGAAAUUGUGGUAACUAACAUUGUGAACCCAGCUUCCUUCCUCAGCGGGAGUAUGGGAGAACCAGUGAUCCAUGAGUGCCUGGACACCAUUGAAGCCACCUACUCAAGCCCCCCAGAUCUGAAGGACACCCCGCUUGAGGAUGCUGAGACCUGAUUUACUGAUGGAAGCGGCUAUGUCAUCAGUGGAAGAAGACAUGCUGGGUAUGCAGUUACCACAAGCAGAGAGGUAAUAGAGUGUGGACCAUUACCAACUAAUACAUCUGCACAGAAGGCUGAAAUAACUGCCUUAACUUGGACUUUAGAGCUAGCAAAAUAUGCAUUUAGGGUAAUUCACGCACAUGGAGCCAUCUGGAAAGAAAGAGGACUGUUGAAUUGACAAGGAAAAAGUAUUAAACAUGCACAGGAGAUAAUAAAACUGUUGGAGGCAGUCCAGCUAUCAGAAAAUGUAGCCAUCAUGCAUAUCAAGGCACACCAAAAAGUGAGCUCUGAAUUGGAGGAAGGAAACGAGCUGGUGGACAGAAAGGCAAAAGAAGCAGCUAAAGGUGAGGUAACUGUUGAAACUGUUGAGGCAACCUUAAUUCCAGAUGAGCAAAUUUUCAUUGAAGGUAAGCCAAAGCACAGUAAAAAGGACAAGAGCGGUGGGCUAUUUCAGAUAAAAGGAAAGGAGGGCUUAUGAUCCCCUUUUACAUACUAUAGUCAUUUGUGAAAGAGGAACAUGAAAAAACACAUUGGGGAAUAGAUGAUUUAUAUAAUUAUUUUAAAAAAAUAGAAUCAUAGCUAAAAAUUUGUAAAGUAUAAUAAUUCAGGUGACUUGCCAAUGUAGCCUUUGCCUCCAAACUAAUCCCAAAAAUAUUUUUAAACCAACGCUUGGGCAGAUUGGGAAAGGAUAUGGACCUGGGCAGCAAUAGCAAAUUGAUUUUUCAGAUCUACCCAGGAAAGGAGGGUACCAAUACCUAUUGGUAUAAACAGAUACCUUUUCAGGGUGGCCAGAAGCUUUCCCUACCAGAACUGCCAAAGAGCAAGAGGUAACUAAAGCACUGUUACAAGAAAUAAUACCAUGCUUUGGAGUCCCAUCCACAAUGUUUUUAGAUAGGGGGCCGUAUUUUAUUUCAAAAACUGUGCUGCAAAUGAAGCGGCAAAUUACAAGACUGGGACAAGAAGCAGUUACCUUGGCCUCUGGCUUUUCCAUUAGCAUUAUUAUGAAUUUGGACUAAGCCAAGAGUAAAAGAAAAACUAAGCCCCUUUAAAAUAUUGUGUGGAAGGCCAUAUGGAAUUUAAGAAGGGACAACACCCACUCAAGUAGAGGAAGAAACCAUAUACAGAUAUGAUGGCCCUAAAUAAACAACUUACAGAAAUAAAGAAACACGUGGCUGCGGCUCAAACCAGAGAACUAGAUAGACUAGUAUAUGAUGUACAGACUGGGGAUUACAUAUACAUUAAGUCUUUUGCAGAAAAAAAGCUUUGUAACCACGGUGGGAGGGACCAUUCCAAGUGCUCCUCAUCACCUUUACUGCAAUCAAGAUCAAGGAACAAAGCACCUGGAUCCAUCACUCCCAAGUGAAGAAAGCUCCUGAGAAACUCUGGAAAGUUAUACUGGGUGAUAAUGAACUAAAAUUAAAACUGUCUUGGGAAAAUAAAUGAUAAGUAUAGUAUAACAACUAUUUGAAAAAUAGGAAAGAUAGUAAUUGUAAUGGAUAAUCAAGUAGGUAUAGCCUGGAAAGUUGUGGCAUUUAUGACCAUUUAUGGCUAUCGCUAUAGCCACAGCUAAUGCAGCACCACUCCAUUACAAUGUGACUGGUAAAUAUAAGUGCCAAGGGAAAGCUUAUGAUUUUGUCUCCCAUACGUCUCUGAUUCAGAUGCUUAAAGGUUACAAAUGCAACUGUGUAGGAAGGUUGGGGAAACUUAAUUUAACUUGUGCGUUUGUAACUUUUCAAAAUUGAAGAAUGUGAUUUUCCUAUUAGGCACGUGUUGUAUCCCACCAACAUAUAAAGGCAAACUUGACUACUGUUCAAGAAAUAUUGCCUGUGCCUAUAGAGAUGAACUUAACUCUAGUUGCACAAUUAUUGAAACACCAUGGAUUAAAGAAAAGAAAACAAAAUGAUAAAGAAAGAGAAGUUUGAUUACAAUGCAUCAUGACACAGAGACUAUGCAGAGUGUAUUUAAAAGUUAGAAGAAGGCCCAUCCCAUCAUUGGUGGGAUGUGCUUUCAGGGUAGUCACCAGCUGCAACUGGUUUGCUCAAUACCUUGCUUUAUUUGAUUAUUGUUUUGUUUAUUUUAGUUGGUAUAAGUUUGUUUUUGUUGGUUAUAAUACUUGUUUGGUAUUAAAGAAUGUGAAAGUGACUAGCAGAUUUUACUUUAAUAUUAAAAGCAUAUAGUACAGUUUUAAAGAACCCCUACUCACAGCUUUGCUAGAUGAAGAAGAAUUUACAUAUUAGUAAAAGAAUUUACUAACUUUGAAGAAGGAGUGGGGAAAUUAAACAUGAUUUUAAAGAGUUAAGAUUUUAGCUAAGGGUUAGAAGCAAUUUAUAUUGAUCAAGAUGUAAGUUAGAUUAGUAAAUGGUAGGUUAAUGAUUAUUAGAUGCCCAAGCUAGAGCUAACUGUUAUAUUAUGAGCUUGUUUAUAGAAAAAGUGGAGUAAGUGAACCGUCAUAAGAACAGAUUGAAACCACUAAGAACAACAGCCAGCACCUGGACUUGGUAUCAAUCAAUCACGAAGCAGGGGACCUAGGAUCGUGCCAGAGGGUCACAGAGACCUGAUGAAGACUCUCCUGACUUCAUCCUUUGAGACCACUGACCCAGUUAAAGACCACCAACCCAAUUCAAGAGAAGAAUUGCGCAGGCACGAAGGACUAAUAGCCUCAUUUUAAUACAGAGCGGGGGAUGGGAGGUGCUGGGGUUAUGCAUAUGUAUUGUAUAAGAUCUUGGAAAAUAAAUAGGGAGCAAAGAGCCUUGUUUGGGGCGGCCACACCUUUCGGAGAUGACUCCCGUGCCGCCUGGCGGUGAAUAAACAUACCACUUUCUAACUUUAAUUAGUUAGAGGGUCUUUGUCCAUGACUAUAUCGGUUUUCAACGACUCA
Molecule: messenger RNA, 8364 nt
Organism: Hirundo rustica (Barn swallow)
Lineage: Eukaryota; Metazoa; Chordata; Aves; Passeriformes; Hirundinidae
Product: zinc finger protein 239-like
Exons: 2
Coding region: 236-1408 (390 amino acids)
Biological process (GO): regulation of transcription by RNA polymerase II
Cellular component (GO): nucleus
Molecular function (GO): RNA polymerase II cis-regulatory region sequence-specific DNA binding; DNA-binding transcription activator activity, RNA polymerase II-specific
Source: RefSeq, a predicted model, not a curated record